GCCGGGCGGUCCGGUCGCCAUGGAGCUGGCGGCGGGGGUCUCCAAGCAGGCCAUUCGCCAGCAGGUCUGGGACUUCAUGGAAGCGCAUGAUCUGGCCGACUUUCCCCGCCCUGUGCAUGGCCGGAUCCCCAACUUUAAGGGCGCUCCCGGGGCGGCCGAGCAUCUCCUGCGCUGUGACGCCUUCCGGUCGGCCAGAACGGUCAAAGUGAACCCCGACGCGCCCCAGAGAGCCGCACGCUUCCUCGUCCUCGAGAGCAAGAAGAUGCUGCUGGUCCCCACGCCCCGCCUGAGGACAGGGCUGUUCAACAGGAUCACGCCUCCCCCGGGGGCCACCAAGGCCGUGCUGAGGACAUGCGCCACCUCCGAGGGCGUGCGGAGCUACAGUACCCCCGUGGGGCUGGAUUCCAGGGUCCGGGUGGACCUGCUGAUCGUGGGGUCCGUGGCGGUUUCGGAGAAAGGCUGGAGGAUCGGGAAGGGCGAGGGCUACGCUGACCUCGAGUACGCCAUGAUGGUGGCCAUGGGCGCGGUCAGCCAGGAGACGCCGGUGCUCACCCUCGUGCACGACUGCCAGGUGCUGGACUUCCCGGAGGCGCUGCUGGAGGAGCACGACCUCACCGUGGACUUCAUCCUCACGCCCACGCGCCUGCUGGCCACCGGCUGCGCGCGCCCCAAGCCCAGCGGCAUCACGUGGGCCAAGAUCCACGCGGACAUGCUGGCCAGGAUCCCGGUGCUGCGGACCCUGCGCGACCGGGAGCGCCGGGCCGGGAAGGACGUGACCCUCAGGGCCGAGCCCCCGCAGCCAGCAGGAGCAGGACGGGGCCGCGCCCACCGCCCGCGUGAGGGGCCUGAGCGUGCCCUCGGGGCGCCCACGACUGCGCCGGGCGCCAGCGUGCCCAGGAUGAGCCUGACCAGGCGGGCAGCUCCUCCAGGGGGUCCAGCAAGGAUGUGGGACGAGCGUGCCUGA
This is a messenger RNA of Sorex fumeus (smoky shrew), 964 nucleotides long. RefSeq names its product methenyltetrahydrofolate synthetase domain containing (gene MTHFSD). The record is from RefSeq and is a predicted model, not a curated record. Gene Ontology annotation, cellular component: cytoplasm. Bases 20 to 964 code for a protein of 314 amino acids. The transcript is spliced from 8 exons. Lineage: Eukaryota; Metazoa; Chordata; Mammalia; Eulipotyphla; Soricidae.